Didymodactylos carnosus is the source of this 1962-nucleotide messenger RNA. The record is from the annotation of a GenBank genome assembly. NCBI's taxonomy places the organism in Eukaryota, Metazoa, Rotifera, Eurotatoria, Philodinida, Philodinidae.
AUGAAAUCGCGUAAAAAUAUUCAAAAUCUAUCGGACAUUGAACUUGACUCACUCCAACGAUCUGAUUUAACACCAUAUGAGAAUGAUGAAUCUUUACCAUAUGUCCCACCGACAUUAUUACUACAACAGGAUGAAAAUGAUAAAAUUGAAGAGUCUCCACUAAUCAAAAUUGCUAAAACAAAGAAUCGAAAAGAUUGGGCAAAAAUCGUUGCACCCAUUGGAGAAAAUCAUAUUAAAAAAACAUCUGAGACAGUCAGUCAAAAAUGGGACAAAUUUCGAGCAUGUAUACCAUCACCAAUUGGCUUUCUUUUGAAUCUCAUUGAAUAUAAACAUGGUUACACAAUUCGUUCCUAUUAUCAAUUUAUUGUUUGGCUAUUCUAUUUGAAUCUAUUUACAUUUCUGUUGUGUUUAAUAUUCAUUAUUCUACCUACAUAUGCCUAUCGUCAUUCUGAGAAUUAUAUAAAUUAUGCAGCCAAAAAAUAUAAUCCUCCAGCGAAUGAAUAUUUUCUAAAUUAUUCACAAGCACUCAGUGUUCAAUGUGAUAUUAGCAAUAGUUCAUGUAGCGAUUGUUGUAAAAGUGUACCGAAUAAUGAGAAAUCAGACCAAUGUUUAGAUCAUCCAGUUUCGGCUAGUAUAUGUUGUUCAUAUGCAACGGAGCAAUCAUUUGCAAAUUCAAGUAUCGACGCACAGAGAGAUACAUGGAAAUCUAUUCUUGAUUUUAUCGAUGGAACCAUAUCAUCUGAACGUGAGGAUAAAAACCGAUUUAAAUUUGAUGCAAUCAAACAUCGUAUAGUAUUUCAAUUAAAACGCAUUGGUAUAUGGUUAUUAACUCUGAUUAUAUUUGCCGGAGCAAUAACAUCCGUUUAUUUUGCAAAUGAAUUUACAUUUCGAGAAAAAUCAAGAAAAGAAUCGGGAAAUAAGAAUGGAGAUCGUUGGCGUGAAUUAGCCGUGGAAUAUUUACCUUCAACAUUGAUCACAUUAAUCAAUUUAGUAUCGCGAAUGAUUUUUGCUUACAUGAGAGAUCUCAGAUUGUAUACAAAAACAACAGAAAUUCAACAUUAUCUUCUAAGAGUGAUUUUUAUGCGACUACUACUUUUAACUGCUUUCAUCUUUAUUGUUAUCCUGCAAAUUACAUGCAAUUCAAAUACGUGUGCAUUACAAUCAAAACUAAUCGAUUGUCGGAGUAUUACAGAAUCAUUUACGCAUUGUUGGGAGACUCAAAUUGGUCAAAUAUUCUAUCGUUUAGUUAUCAUGGAUACGUUUGUGAUGUUAGUGAUACACUUGAUCGUUGAUCCUCUUCGACAUUUAUUGACUUGUUGUUGUAUGAAAUCGAAGGUUGAAAAUACUGAGACAGACUUAGAACAAAAGUCAAGCAUUUUUGAUAAACAAAAAUUUGAAGUCGAAGAUAAUGUAUUAGAUUUAACAUAUACUCAAACAUUAUGCUGGCAUGGUCUAUUAUUUUGUCCAUAUUUACCAUUGAUAUCAGCAUUAAAAAAUAUCAUUAUAUUCAGCGUUAAAAUGUUGAAUUUAUAUUUAUUUCGUGAUCCUCCAGAACUCGAAUUGAGUGCAGCAAGAGCUAAAUAUGUUUUUACUUCUGUUUUAUUGUUCACAUUUAUGUGGGCCAUGUUACCAAUAACUUUCUUAACAACAUCUUUACGUACAUCUCGAGGAUGUGGUCCAUUUCGUUUGUAUACUAAUGGUGAUGAUCAUUUUAUCUACUAUUCAUUACGUAAUGGUCUUUCAUAUUUAAAAAAUAAAGUUUUAAUCGAUAUUAUUCUUAAAAUAUCAUCAGCAGUUGUUGUUGUACCAAUUAUUCUAUUUUUUGUAUUAUAUUCAUGUGUUGUCAUCAUUCGACGUAAUAGUUAUCGAGCAGCAUCAUUAGAAUUAUAUAAAAUUAUAUCUACGUCUCAUAAGACACAUCACUUGGCAUUCAAUAUUAAACCUCAAAAAUCACAACUUUAA